AUGGCGCCUGUGGCAGCGAGAAGCGCCGGCGCCGUUGGUGCCGGAACCGCCAUCUUACUCUCUCUCGCCGUCGCGUAUUUCUUCUGCAAUUCAUCAAAAAACAACAAGAAGAAGAAAUCAAAGAAUGGAAUCCUUUCCGCCAUCGGUAACACUCCUCUGAUUCGAAUCAAUAGUCUCUCCGAUGCCACUGGUUGCGAAAUUCUUGGCAAGUGUGAGUUUUUGAACCCUGGAGGGAGUGUCAAAGAUCGCGUUGCAGUUCAAAUUAUUGAAGAGGCUUUAGAAUCUGGGCAGCUACGUAAAGGUGGUAUAGUUACUGAAGGGAGUGUCGGAAGCACUGCCAUUAGCUUUGCUACUGUUGCUCCUGCUUAUGGAUGCAAAUGCCAUGUGGUUAUUCCAGAUGAUGCUGCCAUUGAGAAGUCUCAAAUAAUUGAAGCUCUUGGGGCAAAUGUUGAAAGAGUACGGCCAGUGUCAAUCACUCACAAAGACCAUUUUGUCAAUAUUGCAAGAAGACGGGCAACUGAAGCAAACGAGUUUGCAUUUAAGCAUAAAAAAUCACAACCGAAUGGCACGGACUCGCAGCAAAUAAAUGGUUAUAAAUCUGACGGACACGACCACAACUCACUCUUUCCUGAUGAUUGUCAAGGCGGCUUCUUUGCUGAUCAGUUUGAGAACCUUGCAAACUUCAGGGCCCAUUACCAUGGUACAGGACCUGAGAUCUGGGAACAGACAAAUGGAAAGUUAGAUGCAUUUGUUGCAGGAGCAGGAACUGGUGGUACUGUGGCUGGUGUUUCCAAGUUUCUUCAGGAAAAGAAUCCAAACAUCAAGUGUUACCUCAUAGAUCCACCUGGUUCUGGCUUGUUUAAUAAGGUAACGAGGGGGGUAAUGUACACUAAAGAGGAGGCAGAAGGACGGAGACUUAAGAAUCCAUUUGACACUAUAACAGAAGGAAUUGGAAUUAACAGGCUAACAAAGAAUUUUGCAGAGGCAAAACUUGAUGGGGCCUUUAGAGCCACAGAUAUGGAGGCUGUUGAAAUGGCCCGGUUUCUUGUGAAGAAUGACGGGCUUUUUCUUGGGAGCUCUUCUUCAUUGAACUGUAUUGGAGCAGUUAGAGCAGCUCAAUCAUUAGGCCCUGGUCACACAAUUGUAACCAUUCUGUGCGACAGUGGAAUGAGACAUUUGAGCAAGUUUUGUAAUGAUCAAUACUUGUCUAAGCUUGGUUUAACACCUAAAGCAACUGGAUUAGAGUUCUUGGGUAUCAAAUGA
Messenger RNA from Vicia faba (fava bean), 1263 nucleotides. The record is from the annotation of a GenBank genome assembly. NCBI's taxonomy places the organism in Eukaryota, Viridiplantae, Streptophyta, Magnoliopsida, Fabales, Fabaceae.